AUGCUCUCUUCUCCGCUAAAUUUGCCAAAAUGGCUGCAGGAGAACUCUCACCUGCUACAGCCACCGAUCAACAAUUACUGUGUCUACAACGAAAAUGUCACAGUAAUGAUUGUUGGUGGUCCUAAUGCACGAACGGAUUACCACAUCAAUACCACAGCCGAAUGGUUUUACCAGUACAAAGGUCGGAUGUUGCUGAAGGUCGUCGACGAGGGAGAUGUUUUCAGGGACAUUUACAUCGAGGAAGGGGACAUGUUCCUUCUGCCCCCAAACACUCCUCACAAUCCUGUCCGCUUUGCCAAUACAGUCGGCAUUGUUCUCGAGCAGCCGCGGCCAGCCGAUUCGGUAGACCGCCUCAGAUGGUACUGCCAGGAUUGUGGUUCAGUAGUCCACGAGGCCUCCUUUCACUGCACCGAUCUUGGAACUCAGGUCAAGGAUGCCGUGAAUGCCUUCCGGAACGACGACGAGAAGAGAAAAUGCAAGAAAUGUGGCUCUCUGGCUGACGUUGUACCAAGAGCGCAAAGUUAG
Messenger RNA from Xylona heveae TC161, 525 nucleotides. Its product is annotated as 3-hydroxyanthranilate 3,4-dioxygenase. The record is from RefSeq and is a predicted model, not a curated record. Gene Ontology annotation, molecular function: 3-hydroxyanthranilate 3,4-dioxygenase activity; iron ion binding. Gene Ontology annotation, biological process: 'de novo' NAD+ biosynthetic process from L-tryptophan; quinolinate metabolic process. Bases 1 to 525 code for a protein of 174 amino acids. Lineage: Eukaryota; Fungi; Ascomycota; Xylonomycetes; Xylonales; Xylonaceae. Gene Ontology annotation, cellular component: cytoplasm. The transcript is spliced from 3 exons.